Molecule: messenger RNA, 1275 nt
Organism: Metarhizium album ARSEF 1941
Lineage: Eukaryota; Fungi; Ascomycota; Sordariomycetes; Hypocreales; Clavicipitaceae
Product: SRP40, domain containing protein
Exons: 1
Coding region: 1-1275 (424 amino acids)
Cellular component (GO): nucleoplasm; nucleolus
Source: RefSeq, a predicted model, not a curated record
AUGUCGCAGUCUAGCGGCCCGCCCUCCUGGCUCUUCUCCAAUAAUACCAGCAACACAACGAAAGCGGCCGGGACAGUCGACGACACCGCCACUGGCACACACAAGAAAGCUGAUAAAAUGGCCAAGAAGAGCUCCAAGGCAGCCUCGUCUGCUCGGGCACAGGCCCCUUCUGCACCUCCCGCCGCUCUCUUGAACCUCGUCGGAAGCUUCCUGAACCAGCAUUCCUUCCCAAAGGCUCACCGCGCUUUCCAGAAGGAGAUUGAUGAGAAUGGCUGGGUGUCCGAAGCCUCAAAAGACGGCGACAACUCACUGAUUUCCAUCUUCCAGACCUGGGAAAGCGGUCAAAAUAGCAAGGUCGAGUCCGAAGCAGAGUCUGACGACGAGUCUAGCGAUGAAUCAAGCAGCUCGAGCUCAAGCUCGAGUGGAAGCGGAAACGUACGUCAAAGCGGAGCUAGUCUCACAACUUCUUCUGCUGUUGAAAAAUACACAAGUGCGACCAAGAACUUGAAGCGCAAGGCGCCAGUCGACUCUAGCUCCUCCGAGACCUCUGACUCCAGCAGUGCUUAUUCUGACUCCGGCUCUGGCUCCGGCUCCAGCUCAGACUCCGACGACGAGCCCCGAGUGAAGAAGCGAAAAACUGCCAAGGCAGUAGCUACGAAACAUGAACCGGCUAGCUCUGACUCUGAUAGCGACGAUGGCAGGAUGGACGUCGAUGGCGAUUCGUCGGAUGAGUCGUCAUCCCACAACGACAGUUCUUCUGAUUCCGAAUCCGGAAGCGACAGCACUAGCGAUAGCGGAUCUGAGGUUGCAGCGGCUGCCAAGGUAGCUCUUCCCGAGUCUGACUCUUCUUCCUCCGACUCGGACUCGGACUCGAGCUCGGACUCGGACGCGGACGCGGACUCGGCAAAGGUCAAAUUUAAAAAUUACGCCCAGGGUGCAGCAUCUAAGGACUCGUCUGACACUUCCGUAACUCUGGACAAUCAGUCGCCCGUCCCCAAGCCCAGGGUUGUAGAACCCCCUCUGCCUCCUAACCCAGUCAUCAAGGGUGGCAAAAAACAGAACGAACGAUUCUCGCGUAUUCCAAAGAACAUGAAAGUGGAUCCUCGAUUUGCCUCUAAUGAAUACGUCUCGAUGGACUACUCACGACGCGCUCACGAAGACUUGAUUGUUACAAAGGGCAAGGGCUUCACCAAAGAGAAAAAUAAGAAGAAAAGGGGCAGCUUCCGCGGCGGCUUGAUCGACAUUACCGAGAGAAAGGCUGUUUAUUUUGACUAG